Messenger RNA from Fragaria vesca subsp. vesca, 2038 nucleotides. Its product is annotated as cell division control protein 1-like. NCBI's taxonomy places the organism in Eukaryota, Viridiplantae, Streptophyta, Magnoliopsida, Rosales, Rosaceae. Gene Ontology annotation, cellular component: endoplasmic reticulum. The transcript is spliced from 11 exons. Bases 1 to 1536 code for a protein of 511 amino acids. The record is from RefSeq and is a predicted model, not a curated record. Gene Ontology annotation, molecular function: hydrolase activity. Gene Ontology annotation, biological process: GPI anchor biosynthetic process.
AUGAAGCUGUCGGAGUUGACUGCCGUGCUGUGCCUGAUAUGGGCACUAACGCUCCUCUACGGCGAAAUGCUAGCCUUCCGCCUCCCGUCUCUCGCCACUUGCGGAUGGCCUCACCACUCUCAAUCUCUCAACAACAACUACCUCAAAGUGGCGGUCCUCACAGACCCGCAGCUCACGGACCGAACCUCCCUCCGUCUCCCGCCCAAAUCACUCUCUCUCGAGUUGGUUCAGUUCUACUCCGACCUCUACAUGCGCCGCGCAUUCCUCUCGUCCGUUCUUCCCUUCGAUCCUGACGUCAUUCUCUUCCUAGGGGAUCAUUUCGACGGCGGGCCGUAUCUCUCGGAUCUUGAGUGGAAGGAGUCUUUGAGCCGUUUGAAACAUGUUUUUCCAGUGAGCAAGCAAGAAACACCGGUUUACUGGAUUGCUGGGAACCAUGACAUCGGCUAUGAAUAUCUCCACACUCGUGCGCCGCAGGCAAUCACACGAUAUGAGAAGGAAUUUGGUAGCCUAAAUUAUCGAUUUAGGGUUGGACAAGUGGAGUUCAUUGCCAUUGAUGCCCAAGCUAUUGAUGGAAAUCCUCAGGGAUACAUGGCUUCCUCUACUCGUGCUUUUGUGAAGAAUGUCUCUCUGGACAUUCAAGCUUAUCCAAGGGUUUUGUUGACCCAUAUUCCAUUAUACCGACAAGAUAAAACAGAUUGUGGUCCCAAUCGUAAGUCAGAAAUUGUCAACCAGCGGAUUGUGCGCUCUCCUGAUCGUCGAGAAAUAGCGUACCAGAAUUACAUUACUGAGGAAUCAUCAAAAUAUUUAUUGGACUCCAUUCAACCAGUACUUGUUUUAUCUGGUCAUGAUCAUGAUCAGUGUGAUGUUGUCCACAAGUCAAAAUAUGGGCCUGUGAAAGAGCACACUGUGGGGACAAUAAGCUGGCAGCAGGGAAAUGUGUAUCCGUCUUUCAUGUUAUUGUCUGCUUGUAAUACAUCCAGUUCUGAAAAGCCAGUCUUAACUCAGCUGUGCUUUCUUCCUGUGCAACUACACAUUUAUAUAUGGUAUCUCUCGCUAUUUGUUUUGACCGUUCUUGCCCUCCUCCUUUGGCCAGCUGGUGGUGUGAGUUUUUGGCAUAAUUUUAGUGAUCUGCUAGUCUGUGGCAAACAACUAAUAAGUAGCAUUACAAGUAGACCAAAAGAGAAAGAUGAAGAUCUAAACUGUGAGUAUGAGAUGAUGUGGGAUGCUGAAGGAGCAAUGCAUCUUGUUAAGAAAGCCUCAAACGUUUCUGUUACAAACAAAAGUGAGAAAAUUUCAGUUGAAAGAGGUACUACUGUGAUUCGGCCAACAGCUAAAAAGAAUAUUUCUCAGGAGCUAGAGGUUUCUGUGAAUGCUGAUGUGUUUGAUUCUAUGGCAAAGACACUUCCUAGAGCAAGUAAAUCUUGGACGAAGUUGGUGAUCCAGAGAUUGGUCCGUACAUUUCGAAUGGUCACAAUCAUCGCUGCGGUAAAUGUGCCCAUUUAUAUGUUGUUGCUUUUCAAGGAUUGGAUUGACUAAUGACAUCCAGUUUGAAGAUUAUUAUGGCUAUAGAAAGAAGAUUCAUUGCGUUCUGCAAAAGAAGUAAAGGACACCAUUUCAAAGUAUAGCUCCCAUCACGAAGUUUCUCAUUCAUCACACCAUUUCAGGUGCAUGAACCCUAUGACUUUGUACGAUAGCAUUUCCACGUUUUUUUUUUUUUAGGAAAAUUUCCACGUUCUUGCAAGUAUAGAGAAUGUUGAAUAUUGUAACCUGAAGUAGCUGAAAGUGUUUAAUAAAAGCCAUGUAAAUCUCAAUAAUUUGACUGUAUUUUAUAAUACUACAUUUUUUUAUUCUACGUACUAGCAUGAUCUUUCUUACAAUUCCAGGCUUUCAGCAAAUUUCGAUUUAACCAAAUGUAUCAGCAAUCUCUUAGAAAAUAAGCUAGCAACAGCAGGCCUAGAAGCUAGCUAGUAAUAGGAAAACUCUCUAGUUUAUUGCUAUGAAUGAGUAAUAUAGCACAAGAUCAACUACACUGGGUUUG